AUGCGCAGUAACCCUCCAUCAGCCCGGGGAGCGGGCGCCUGCGCCGAGGAGAGGAGCUGCCUUCGCUGCCGCCCACCGCUGUGCGGGAAGCGGUGCGCCGCUCCCUACCGGCCGGGAGGAGAAGGAAAGAGCACUGGAAACUGCUAGGCAAUCUGAAGACCACAGUGGAAGGACUGGUGUCCACCAGCAACCCAAAUGUCUGGUCUAAGUAUGGCGGUUUGGAGCGGCUCUGCAGAGACAUGCACAGCAUCCUUUAUCAUGGGCUCAUCCACGACAAGGUGUAUUGCAGACAGAAGGAUUACUGGCAGUUUGUGAAAGACAUUCGCUGGCUGAGUCCCAACUCUGCUCAUCACGUGGAAAAGUUCAUCAGCCUGCAUGAGAACGGCCAGCCCAACACAGAUGGCUUAAGCGAUCAAGCUGUUGCGAAGCUGUGGCUACAACAUAGCCUGCAGUUCCACUGCCUCUCGGCACAGCUGAAACCCCUACUGGGCAACAGGCAGUACAUAAGAAAAUUCUACACAGACACGGCCUUUCUGCUCAGUGACUCCCACGUCACGGCCAUGUUACAGUGCCUGGAGGCUGUGGAACAGAACAACCCCAGGCUCCUGGCUCAGAUCGACACGUCCAUGCUGGCCGGCACAUCACUGCCAUCCCUGUGUGUGUCAGGUCCCUCUGCUGGGACAAGAGAGACAUGUGACUGCGACGCUGAAGGACAUGAGAGCCGUCUGCCUGGGGCACUAGGCUGCCUGGAUCAUUGCACUGAGAGCCUGUUUACCAGGAAGAGUGAAGGUCCGUCUCCAGCGACAAAGAGUCAGAGCCUGACUGCCCUCCCUGGAUUCCUGCAUAUACCAUCUGCAGAGUGCACACAGCAGCGGUACUUUGGGUCCUUCUCUAGCCUGCAUCACCCAGCCUUCUCCGGCCUCUCAGACAGGAGACCAGCAAGCUCCUCUGUCUGCUCCCGCACCAGCCAGCCUCAGGAACACUGCCUGUCCACCAGGUCCUCCUCCUUCAGUGAGGGCAGGUCCCUUCUGGAGCAGCCCAACUCUGCCACCCGCUGUCACGUUCCCUCACCCAAAGACCCCUUCUCUCCGGCCAGUGAGAUGAGUUCCAGCACCACAAGCCAGAGCGAGGACACUUGGACGGGGAGUCAGGAGGAUCCGCAGAGCGAUGCUAAUGAUGGGCCGGAGUACCUGGCCAUUGGGAACUUGGGGCGCCGGGGCCGGGCCUGCAGCAGCGCCAGCAGCAACAGUACCAACAGCAACAAGAGCAGCAGCUCCAACCUGUUCUCCUCCAGCAGCUCCCAGAAGCUGGACUCGGUCUCCUCCUUGGGAGACCAAGGGGCGAGUGGUGGAGGUGGAAGCAGGGGCAUGAGCCUGUUACGCCGGUCCAGCUUCUCGGAGGGGCAGGCAUCAGCUCCACAGGGCAUCCUGAAGAAGAGCCACAUGCGCUCGCACUCUGAUACCAAUGUGGCUUCGGGGAAAUUACAUGAGUCCCAUGGUGACACAGGCGGAGGAAGAGGGCCCAUCUCUGGUUCCACCCAGAGCAGUGAAGUGAGCACACCCAGCUCCCUCUACAUGGAGUAUGACUCUGGCCAGUACCUGAGUUCAGGGGAAGGGAUGUUCAGAAGACCUUCAGAAGGGCAGUCCCUCAUCAGCUAUCUCUCUGAACAGGACUUUGGCAGCUGUGCAGACCUGGAGAAGGAGAAUGCCCACUUCAGUAUCUCAGAGUCACUGAUUGCUGCCAUUGAGCUGAUGAAAUGCAACAUGAUGAGCCGGCAGCUGGAGGAGGAGGAGGAAGACAGCGACAAGGAGAUCCAGGAGCUUAAACAAAAGAUUCGCAUUCGUCGCCAGCAGAUCCGCACCAAGCACCUGUUCCCUACCUGCCAGAUGGGCUCAGACAGCCUUGUGGCGACAGACAGUGAGUUCCAGUUCAGCUCCCAUGGCUCCAUGCAAUUGUCGGAUUCAGGCUCUGCAGAGGAUGUGGAAGAGUAUGAGAUCCAAGAUGGUAACGAUGGAUCUAACCUGAUUCAAAUGUCCAAGAACGGCCUCUCAGUGUCAAUGGCUUCCUUAUUCUCAGAUGCAGACAUCAAGAGGAACCCAGCCUCCAGCAGGAAGUCCUUUCGGUCCUCGGAGUCCAUAUCCCACUGCUUCCUCAAUUCAAACUCAGCAGAGGCUGUGGCCAUGGGUUUGCUGAAGCAGUUUGAAGGCAUGCAGCUCCCAGCUGCCUCCGAACUGGAAUGGCUGGUCCCAGAGCACGAUGCACCCCAGAAGCUGCUGCCCAUCCCUGACUCUCUGCCCAUCUCUCCCGACGACGGAGAACACGCUGACAUCUACAAGCUGAGGAUUCGUGUGCGUGGAAACCUGGAGUGGGCGCCUCCGCGACCACAGAUCAUCUUCAACAUUCACCCAGCCCCAACGAGGAAGGUGGCUGUGGCCAAGCAGAAUUACCGGUGUGCUGGCUGUGGCAUCCGGACAGAUCCUGAUUACAUCAAGCGGCUGCGGUACUGUGAAUACCUGGGGAAAUAUUUCUGCCAGUGCUGCCAUGAGAAUGCCCAGACAGUUAUCCCCAGCCGCAUCCUGCGCAAGUGGGACUUCAGCAAGUAUUACGUGAGCAACUUCUCCAAAGACCUGCUGAGCAAGAUCUGGAGUGACCCACUCUUCAACGUGCAGGAUAUCAAUGCUGCCCUGUACCGGAAGGUGAAGUCUCUCAACCAAGUGUGGCUGCUGCGAGUCCAGCUCUUCCACAUGAAGAACAUGUUUAAGACCUGCCGACUGGCUAAAGACCUCCUAGACUCCUUUGAUGCGGUGCCUGGACAUUUGACGGAGGAUUUGCACCUCUACUCCCUGAGCGACCUCAGCGCAAUGAAGAAGGGAGACUUGGUGCCUCGCUUGACAGAGCUUCUGAAGGCAGGCAGCCUGCACGUUCAGAAGUGCAUGCUGUGCCAAGCCAAAGGCUUCAUCUGUGAGUUCUGCCAAAAUGAGGACGACAUCAUCUUCCCCUUUGAGCUCAACAAGUGCAGGACGUGUGAAGAGUGCAAAGCCUGCUACCACAAGUCCUGCUUCAAGUCCUCCCACUGCCCCCGCUGUGAGCGACUCCAAGCCCGGAGAGAGCUGCUGGCCAAGCAGAGCAUGGAGUCCUAUGUCUCGGACUAUGAAGAUGAGCUGGAGCAGCAGGAGGCAGUGGCAGCCACAUGAGCAUGUCACGACGGAGGAGCAGAUAGUGGGUUUAUUUAUGCCUGUGGCCUUCGUCACCAGAGACUGAGUGGACUCCGAGCCAAAUGGACUCGCGAUAAGGAGGACCAGUGGGAGGACUGGCUUGCUGGGUGCCUGGAGCCCCGUCUCAAAGGGAUCUGUCUUCCCCUAUGUGGCAGUGCUGAGCUGGGGAAGGGGGAUCUUCCAUCAUCUGGUCUGCUCCAGGUACCAGUUACACCCGCUGAUGCCUUUGCUUGGGGAAAGGCAGCUGCUCCUGUCUGUCCUGCAGGCAGAACAUGGGCCUUUACCAAGCAGUUGCUAGCGUGCCUCUCUGCACCCUUCACCUUUGGGUGCUGCUGGCCAGGCAGGGUUGCGCUGCCAGUCCCCGUGCCCUUCUCCCCAAGCAGGGUCUCCAGAGGGGUCGGCACUUUCUGCUCGUCAGCUGGACGCUAAAAGCUCUGGCCAUGUCUGCUCCCUGGAGGGGGGAUCAGCUCUACGACUCCUUCCAUCCUGUGCCCUGCUGCUGGUGUGUGUGUGGGGGGAGUUUUGGGGCGACUGUGGAUUUAACGGCUUCCUUCUUCAGAUCUGGCUUGGGAGUGAGCAGGGGGCCUUUACCUGCCAGAGACCACUUGCUGUCACUCUAGAUUCAAGCAGAGGAGGCACAAUGGUGAAAAUGACAGAUUUCUCUCUUGCCUCUCCCUGCUGUCUGAGCAGGCUGCUUUCUUCCCCUUUUGCACCGCAACGUGCGCUGCAGAGAGACGCGUUGCCCAGGGAGUAGCUGGGAGUGCGGCUGCACAAGGGGACAGUGUGGCCAGGCUUUCAGUGGAGGCAGAUUUGCGUGGCAGGAGAGCACAGUAAGUGAAGCAAGGGGGGAUCCUCGCCCAAGCGAGCUGUGCAGUGAUGGGAUCUAGUGCCCAACUGCUCUGCCCAUCCCUUCCUCCUCACGCUACUGGUCUGUCCUCCUGGGGGAACAAGUCCUUCUGUAAUGGUCACGUGUGACCUCAACCCUGGCAGUGGCACGAGGACCUGCCUGCUGUGCAGGUAUCUUGUACCUGGGAUCGUUUGGGAUGUGUGCAAAGUUUGUUUUUCAGCCCUCUGGUCACCUCCCCCCAGCCUCUGCCUCAACUUGUUCUUUUAGGUUGUUUCUUUUAAAUUUGCUGGAUUUGGUUCUAUUUUUUUAAUACGGCUGUUUGUCUUUUUAACUGUUCCUCUGGGAGGUGGUGCUUGAAAGGCCUCCAUAGGGGGCAUACAAAUUGCUUGGGACUCUUACUGAUAUAAAACCCCCAGAGCUUUUCUGCUCCCUGCAGCUUGUCUCUGAGCAGGGCUGGCGUUUGCCAGGUGUCCCUUCUCCCCACAGCUAUCCUGCUCCCUGUGGGGAAGGGGUACCUGGCCCAGGCAGAGCCUUGAGGCUUCCUGACUGCAGUGGAGCGGGGGGGGCGGGCUGCCUGCCUGCAGUGGGAGCACACUUGGGAGAGGGGUUUGGGAACGGGGUAUUGAAAGGGUCAAUCUCUCACCAACACUGAGCUGACCUGCCAUUACCAACAGCUCUGGGUGCUGAGACCCUGCAGCACGCAGUGAGCGCUGUGUUGUGGGCCAAGUAGUCUCUUUAGAAGGUGUCUCUGUGUAAUGUGGGGAUGCUUACUUGGUCUCAUGACAUGGAAGGGAAGAACACAGGCAGGUGUCCAGCAAAACCUUAGCAUGGGUGGGAAGCACCUGCCUGAUCUGGCCGUCACGUGUUAGGAAGAACAGUUUGGCCCGUGUACGUGCAAGAAGGGUGCUGAGGGACAGGGGGGCAAUACAGUGGCAGAAGGCAUUUAUGGGCACUAGCUCUUGCAGCACAUGCCCUUGCUUGAGGCUUGGAUGUGAUCUCUUGUGGGCUGCCCCUGCUGAGUGACAGCAGAAUUGUAGGGGUGAAGCUGGGAUGUGGAGACCUGGCCGUGGGGCAGGCGGAAGGCAAGGCCUGGCCGAGCGAGAGGUGCUCGGAGGAGCAGGCAUCCCAAGCCUUGCUCGAGGGGAGAGGCUGUUUCACAGCAGCAUCUCUGCCUCACUGCCCUGCUGGAGGUGGUGGAGCCCUAGUGUGAUAGAUCUGGCUGAGAUCUUGCAGCGAUGCUGCUGUGUGGGCCCAGGUGAGUGGUAGCAGCUUUCCGGGGGUGGGAUGCUGGUAGCUGCGAUGGAGUCUGUUCUGUGUCAUAAUUCAUGGGCGCAGCCUGUUCCCUGGGGAAGCUGCACCAAAAGCUGCAGAUCUGGCAGGGCUCUCUGGGGAAGUCGCCCCCAGCUCUGCCCUUGCAUCAACCCAGGGAAGAGAGGCUGGGUGCUCUGCAACAUCCUGGCAAAGCCAGGCUCUGCUAAAUACCAGCUCCUGUGGGCCUAGCAUGUGAAAGGCCGUUUAGUUCCCUACCUGCUCGCCUGUUUUUUUUGCGUCUUCCUGCCUUUGUCCUGCUUGUUCUCCCCCGGGGAGCAGCUGCUCUUUUGCUCACUGUUUCAGCCAGUGGGCAUUCACCAGCCUGAACUCUGCAAGCUCUGGGGCUGCCAGAAGCUGGUCCCAGCUUGCCAAUGGAGAGCAGUGCCUCGGUUCUUGCCUGCUGUCUCUCUGUGCUGACCCCCUCGUGCUGCUGUCCAGCUCAGCAAAGACUGCGACAGCCUCCCUCCCCGAAUGUGUCUGAGCUGGUAUCCCCCCUCCUAGGAGCUGGCUCAGAGCAGUGCAACUUCAGCCACGCUGUUUUGUUUGAAGCACUUUAAUGUCGUGGGACACUGGCCGAGACACUGCCCAUGACUGUUUCUAGAAGCACUGAGUAUGUUUAGAAAAAAGUGAAUGGAUUUUGGUUUAUUUGUAUUUUCCACCCUCCGCCAUGGGCUCAAUCUGGAAGCACCACGGGACUCGAAACCGGGCGGCGGUCUCCAGCGCAAGGUUAUGCACAACACUAACACUGCUGCCUUUCCCUGGCAGCACAGCACUGACUGCUAUGAGUAACACUGGGAAGGGUCAAGGCACGCGAGCUCUUUGUAAGUAGAGAGCAAGGGGCUGCCCCAGGCAGUUGACUGGAGCCCUCCCAACUGGACUAUUGCACAGCAUAGCAACGAAAAUGCCGUCCCUAAUAAACUAAGUUAAUAAAUAA
Dromaius novaehollandiae (emu) is the source of this 6307-nucleotide messenger RNA. It is a transcript of the gene RUBCN, whose product is annotated as rubicon autophagy regulator. Gene Ontology annotation, molecular function: phosphatidylinositol phosphate binding. The record is from RefSeq and is a predicted model, not a curated record. NCBI's taxonomy places the organism in Eukaryota, Metazoa, Chordata, Aves, Casuariiformes, Dromaiidae. The transcript is spliced from 22 exons. Gene Ontology annotation, biological process: negative regulation of endocytosis; negative regulation of autophagosome maturation. The coding region runs from base 240 to 3194 and encodes 984 amino acids. Gene Ontology annotation, cellular component: late endosome; early endosome.